Lolium perenne is the source of this 534-nucleotide messenger RNA. RefSeq lists its product as uncharacterized. NCBI's taxonomy places the organism in Eukaryota, Viridiplantae, Streptophyta, Magnoliopsida, Poales, Poaceae. The record is from RefSeq and is a predicted model, not a curated record.
AUGGAGUACAAGGAAGAGACUAGAAUGACUCAUCCGGGGUUUGGGUUAACUAAGACGCAAGUUGCCGUCCCCCGCCACCUCGAGCUCCUCGCACACCUCUACCUCCUCGCCGCGGCGACGAGACGACGGCGGCUAGGCGAUCAGGGGCAGCAUUCCGCCCACCAACGACACCUCGCCGGCACGGUCUGCCACGGAAUCCCCUUCCCGCACCUCGCCGACGGCCGUCCGCCCGACCUCCUCACCGGCCGCGCGCGUCGAGCAACAUCGGUCGGCCACGACCUCCGUCGUCUACGUGAAUCGCAGAGCUCGUGGUCCAAGAACUGUACCCUGCUCCUCGCGCCCCGACGGCCGUCCGCUCACCUGGCCUGCUCUUCCUCCUCCUGGACGCCCACGCUCACGGACGCGCUCCGGCCACGAGCCACGACCUCCGCCAUUGCCGUGACUCGCAGAGCUCGCCGUCCAAGGACUAAAUCCCCCGCCGGGAGGGAACGUCCGCCAUCAAGCAGCCAGCCCAGGAUUAAUGGUGCUGAAUGA